Molecule: messenger RNA, 318 nt
Organism: Drosophila eugracilis
Lineage: Eukaryota; Metazoa; Arthropoda; Insecta; Diptera; Drosophilidae
Product: dolichyl-diphosphooligosaccharide--protein glycosyltransferase subunit 4
Exons: 3
Coding region: 104-226 (40 amino acids)
Cellular component (GO): oligosaccharyltransferase complex
Source: RefSeq, a predicted model, not a curated record
CAAGGCUAUUUGGUAUUUUUAGUGCUUAAGCAACGGUCACGUUGAAAUAUUUGUACACAAUAAAAACCGGCUCGUUUUUUCGCUGAAAAAGAUUGUUUCCAAAAUGAUCACCGACGUGCAAUUGGCUAUCUUCUCCAAUGUCUUGGGAGUAUUUCUAUUCCUGCUGGUAGUGGCCUAUCAUUAUAUUAAUGCCAACACCGGAAAGCCCAGCGGCAAGGCAAAAUGAUCUUCGAUGUUUCCGCUAACAGACUAAUAUAGUUGUACCAGGAUAAUGAUAAUGCUGCUUCAUUCGCAAAAUAAAUAGUUUUAAAAAUCUAA